AUGGAUUUUGGUGACAUGGAUCGUUGUUGUCACCAUUGUGGUGCACUUUUUUGGUAUGCUGAGAGACUUGCAAAGAGUAAACAAUCGACUAACCCCAAAUACUCAAAAUGUUGCCUUCAAGGGAAGAUAGAUCUUCCAUUCUUCCAAUCUCCUCCGGAUUUGCUAGCAAAUUUACUGUCUGGAGUUGAUCCGCGAAGUCGUCAUUUCUUUGAGCAUAUUCGUACAUACAAUAGUAUGUUCGCAUUCACGUCGCUUGGCGGUAAAGUUGAUGCUAAUAUGAAUGACGGUGGUGGGCCUCCGCAGUUUGUCAUUAGUGGACAGAACUAUCAUCGAAUUGGAAGUUUGUUACCGAUUGAAGGUCAAAAGCCCAAGUUUGCGCAACUGUACAUAUAUGACACAAAAAAUGAAGUUGGGAAUAGGAUGGAUCAUUUCAGUCAAAGGUCAACCAGAUCUAACCUUGACCAAAGCUUGGUUAAAGAUCUCAUGAUGAUGAUUGAUGAAUCAAAUAUAUUGGCCAAAUCAUUUAGAAGAGUUCGAGAUCACAUCGAAGACGGGGUUGCAAAUGUGGCUUUGAGAUUAUUUCAAAAUCGUGUUCAAAAUCCGAACACGUACAAUCUACCUAAUGUAGAUGAGGUUGCCGCGUUGAUUGUUGGAGAUUUUGAUAGUUCUGAUUGUGGCCGUGACAUCAUUAUACGAACCCAAAAUGGAUACUUACAGAGAAUUCCGGAGUAUCACGUUUCCUUCCUGCCAUUGCAAUACCCCAUUAUAUUCCCUUAUGGUAAUGGCGGGUACACAAAAGGUAUUAGCUUUGCUGCAUAUUCGAUUAAUGAUGGGGAUUGGAAGCGUGAAGGUGUCUCUUUUUUAGAAUGGGUUGCGUUUAGAUUACAGAAGAGACAACAUGAGUGCAGUAGGUUGCUAUUGAGUAGAAGGUUAUUGCAACAAUUUGUUGUUGAUUGCUACUCCAUGAUUGAGUCUGGCCGGUUGUUCUUCCUUAGAAAUAGGCAACACAUUAUCCGUAAAGAGGUUCUAUCAGGUAUUCAGGAGGCUAUGGAUCGGGGAGACACAAACGCGUCGACUAUUGGCUCCAGGAUUGUCUUACCUUCAUCAUUUACAGGCGGUAGGUGUUACAUGUUCAACAAUUGUCAGGAUGCAAUGGCAAUUUGUAAAGCAUUUGGGUACCCGGAUUUGUUUAUCACCAUGACAUGCAACCCAAAAUGGCCUGAAAUUGAGCGGGAAAUUUCAAAGAAUGGGUUAUCUACGUAUGAGAGACCAGAUAUUGCAUGCCGAGUGUUUCGAGCGAAACUAGAUGAAUUAAUGUCGGACCUUAAAAAGGGCGUAUUUUUUGGCAAAGCUAUGGCAGCUACAUACACCAUUGAGUUUCAAAAGCGGGGCUUGCCACAUGCACAUAUUCUGUUAUGGCUUCAUCCUGAAUAUAAAUUGAAUUCUCCUGCAAUGAUUGAUUCAGUGAUAUGCGCGGAACUUCCAAAUCCAGAAUUAUAUCCCAAACUUUUCCAAGUUGUGUCUAACUUUAUGGUUCAUGGCCCAUGUGGAUUCAGCAACAUCCGAUCCCCGUGUAUGAAAAAUGGCAAAUGCUCGAAAUUCUUCCCUAAGAAAUUUCAAAACGCUACAUCAUUUGAUAGAGACGGAUUUCCUAUAUAUAGAAGAAGGAACACUGGAGUAACAACCACCAGAAGAGAUACUCAGCUCCACAAUGGAUUUGUUGUUCCAUACAAUCCAAAAUUGCUAAUGAAAUAUCAAGCUCAUGUUAAUAUUGAAUAUUGCAACAAGGCAAACUCAAUAAAGUACUUAUUUAAGUACAUAAAUAAGGGUGUUGAUCGCGUGACCAUGUCGAUGUCCGUGUCAGGAGAUGCUCAAGAGGUUGAUGAAAUUAAACAGUAUUAUGAUUGUAGAUAUCUCUCCCCAUGUGAAGCAGUAUGGAGGAUAUUUAAGUUUCCUAUCCAUGAACAGUGGCCGCCUGUAAACAACCUCAAAUUUCAUCUACCUAACAGGCAAUCGGUCAUAUUCAAAAAUGACCAGGAUAUCAGUGAUGUAUUUGAUCGGUCCAAAGAAAAGAUGACUAUGUUCAUGGCGUGGAUGGAGGCUAAUGCCAAAUAUCCUACCGCAAAGGAUCUAACAUAUGCUGAUUUCCCUUCAUUGUUUGUUUUUGAUGAGGAUAAGUGUGAAUGGCGACCUCGAAAGAAAGGUUUCUCAAUUGGAAGAAUGAAUUUUGUGCCACCAGGAACUGGGGAGCUAUUCUAUAUGAGACUGUUAUUGAAUGUUCAACGUGGUUGUAGUAGCUUUGAUGAGCUGAAGACAGUAAAGAACCAUAUGUAUGAGACUUUUAGAGAGGCAUGUGCUGCUGCUGGAUUACUUACUGAUGACAAUGAAUUUGUUGAAAGCAUAAAGGAGACAUCUCUCUUGGGUUCUGGUCACUACAUUAGAGGCUUAUUUGUCAGAUUACUGGUAUCCAACACCAUGUCAAAUCCAGUGUCUGUUUGGAACAAAACAUGGGAGCUCAUAGCAGAUGGAAUACAAUAUGAUUUAAGAAGAUCUCUCAAUAAUUCAGAUUUGAGAAUCGAUGAUCAACGACUACGCGAACUGUGCCUAAUGGAGAUUGAAAAGAUACUUCUCAUCAAUGGAAAAUCACUGAAAGACUUUGAUGGGAUGCCCGUCGUUGAUGCUGAUCUCUUAGCUGAAUAUGGAAAUGUUCUUCUGUUCAACGAAUUGAACUUUGAUACUACUGAGAUGAGUCAGCUCCACUCCGAUUGCAUUAAUAGACUAAAUUCAGGUCAAUUUAGUAUAUAUGAAGAAAUUAUGACAGCUGUGAAUGGGAUUGAUGGUGGAUUUUUCUUUGUAUAUGGCUAUGGAGGAACAGGAAAGACAUUUCUUUGGAAAACCCUGACCUACCGGCUUAGAUCUGAGAGGAAAAUUGUCUUAAAUGUUGCUUCCAGUGGUAUAGCGUCUUUACUUCUACCAGGUGGUCGUACUGCUCAUUCGUUGUUCUCUAUUCCAUUGAACUUGAAUGAGGAUUCAUGUUGUUGCAUUCCCCAAGGUAGUCCUAAAGCAGAGCUACUUCAAGCUGCAAGUUUAAUCAUAUGGGACGAGGCACCUAUGGUUAAUAAAUAUGCAUUUGAGGCACUUGACAGGACACUUAGAGAUAUAAUGAGCACUAAGGUUCCAGACAGCAUGCAUAGACCAUUUGGCGGGAAAACUGUUGUGUUGGGCGGUGACUUCAGGCAAAUUCUGCCUGUUAUUCCAAAGGGUUGUCGAGCAGAGAUUGUCAUGUCAACAAUAAAUUCAUCCAGGUUAUGGAGUUGUUGUAAGGUACUAACACUAACCGAAAACAUGAGGUUGAUGCGCAAUUCUUCUGAACAGGAUGUUAAUGAAGUUCGCAUGUUUGCCGAAUGGGUGCUCGAUCUUGGAGAUGGCAAAUUAGGAGAACAUAGUGACGAUGAGUCAGAUAUUACAAUUCCUGAUGAGUUCAUGAUUCCACUAUCAUCCAAUCCCAUUUCUGAUAUUGUCGACUCUGUGUACCCUGGCAUAAACCAGAAUGUCACAGAUGCUAAAUAUUACAGUAAUAAGGCGAUCCUUGCACCAACACUAGAGGCAGUUGAUUCAAUUAAUCAACACGUGUUGUCUAUGUUUCCAGGUCAAGAAAUGACUUACUUAAGCUCUGAUAGUAUUUGGAAGGUGGAUGAACAGGUUGGGAUAUUAGCUGAUUGGAUUACCACUGAAUUCUUGAAUGAUUUCAAAUGUUCAGGUCUUCCUGAUCAUAAAUUGUUGGUGAAAGUAGGAGCUCCUGUUAUGCUAAUGCGAAAUCUUGACAUAUCAGCAGAAUUGUGCAAUGGUACUAGGCUAAUUGUGGAACAUCUCUGUCCCAACGUUAUUGGUGCUAUUGUCAUUACUGGUACACACAUCGGCACAAAGGUGUUUAUCCCCAGAAUGAAUUUAAUGCCUUCAGAUCCAACCAUGCCUAUCAAGUUCAUGCGACGACAAUUUCCUCUUUGUCUAUCAUUCGCUAUGACUAUAAACAAAAGCCAAGGACAAAGCCUAUCUGAAGUUGGUGUAUAUUUACCCAGACCUGUGUUUUCACAUGGGCAGUUGUAUGUUGCUGUAUCUAGAGUCACUUCAAGAGGUGGAUUGAAAAUCCUUUUAUGCAAUGAGGAGGAUGACAAACGGAAUGUGACAAAGAAUAUUGUGUUUGCUGAAGUCUUUCAAAAGAUAUACAAUAAUUGA
Messenger RNA from Lotus japonicus, 4236 nucleotides. RefSeq lists its product as uncharacterized. The transcript is spliced from 4 exons. Gene Ontology annotation, molecular function: DNA helicase activity. The record is from RefSeq and is a predicted model, not a curated record. Gene Ontology annotation, biological process: DNA repair; telomere maintenance. Bases 1 to 4236 code for a protein of 1411 amino acids. NCBI's taxonomy places the organism in Eukaryota, Viridiplantae, Streptophyta, Magnoliopsida, Fabales, Fabaceae.